AGUCAGGAACACAUCAUAUCUGCAUAUGUUUAGGUUACACCAUGUGGAAAGCUUACGCGCAUAUAUCUUUCAUAAAUUCACUCCUCUAAAUUUCGUUUUGAAUGAUUAUGCAACGAUUUAUUUUGCAACUGACGUGUGGCGCCUAAACGUCACUGAACGGGUGUACCGGAAGGCAGCAGAACCGCUUCGAUUAAUCGAUCCAGUAGAUGCGGCUCAGAGACAACAUCAGCGCAGCAAAGACUGAAAACUAAAGCUACCUCCUCUUUGUUGAAUCAUUCCCCACGCAUCUCAAGAAAAAUGAUCCCAGAGUUGUCCAACCCCUCGGUGUGUAUGAGGGACCCUCAGAGGGUGCAGGAGAUUCUACAGUCCAUGAUGAAAGCUGGCUCCAAUACUGUGCAGGUGAUCUCAGAUUUCGACAUGACCCUAACCAGGUUUAUGUACAAUGGCAAAAGGUGCCCUACGUGCCACAAUAUUCUUGACAACAGCAGACUUAUCUCUGACGAUGGCAAAGUGGAGCUCAAGGAGCUGCUUGACACUUACUACCCCAUAGAAAUCGAUACUUCACGGCCAGUCGAGGAGAAGUUGCCCCUUAUGGUGGAGUGGUGGACUAAAGCCCAUGAACUGCUGGUACAGCAAGCGAUUAGGAAAGACAUGCUGACCACAGCAGUACGAGAGUCUGAAGCCAAGCUGAGAGAGGGCUUCCAGCUCUUCUUUGACCACCUGCAUGAGCACAGCAUCCCUCUGCUCAUCUUUUCUGCUGGAAUAGGGGACAUUCUGGAGGAGGUGAUUCAGCAGGCCGGAGUAUUUCACCCCAAUGUCAAAGUCUUCUCCAACUACAUGGACUUUGAUGAGAGCGGAGUAUUGCGUGCCUUCAAGGGAGAGCUGAUCCACGUUUAUAACAAAAGAGAAGGUGCGAUCCUCAACACUGGCCAUUUCCAGGAGUUGCGCACACGGCCUAAUGUCUUACUGAUGGGGGACUCUCUGGGGGAUUUGAACAUGGCGGACGGCGUGCAUGACAUGGAGAACAUCCUCAAGAUUGGGUUCCUCAACGACAAGGUUGAGGAGAGGAAGCAGUCAUACCUGGACUUAUAUGACAUUGUGCUGAUAAAAGAUGAAACCCUGGAAGUCCCUAACGCUGUACUGCUCUACCUCACUGGCAACAAGUGAGCUGAGAACUGAGUGUUUGUGCUACACUGGCCGUUGGGCACCUGGUGCCACAUGAAGGUUAUUUUUCCCCCCAUAUGAUUGGAGUGUUUUUAAGAUUUACAUACUUUUUCUGAAUGAGGAUUUUAUAUUCACUGCUGCAGCUCACAAAGAACACACCACACAUUUAUAUUCUUGUCCAUUUCAUUUUUUUUUAUUGUUGCACUUCUUUGGACCAUACUGUAUGUAAACUUGAGGAAGCCACAUUUGCACUGACUUCCUUCUGUGCAUCAUGUUGGCUGUAUGUAUGUGUAGUGGUGUAGUGAUUUUUUGAUUUGUUUGAGGGAUUGGUUUUGUCGGACAGUUCUGAUUUUCACAAGUCAUGUAAUGAUAAAGGGAAGUAAAUGACAAAAUUGGAAUAUUA
This is a messenger RNA of Solea senegalensis (Senegalese sole), 1567 nucleotides long. RefSeq names its product cytosolic 5'-nucleotidase 3-like. Bases 298 to 1167 code for a protein of 289 amino acids. Gene Ontology annotation, cellular component: cytoplasm. The record is from RefSeq and is a predicted model, not a curated record. The transcript has 9 exons. Lineage: Eukaryota; Metazoa; Chordata; Actinopteri; Pleuronectiformes; Soleidae. Gene Ontology annotation, molecular function: magnesium ion binding; 5'-nucleotidase activity.